AUGUCGAGGAACGGAGAUCUUCACGACGGCCAGCCUCACACCGUCGUCCUCCACCAAGAGACACUAGAACGAACACGAAGACAUCAUGAACACGGUGUCGAUGCGAAACUGCGUCUUGCUGCAUCAGCAGACCAGUGGCUUGCUGUGUCAUCGAAAGAACGGUGGAGUGUCAUGGAGAAGCCUACACUUGCACCUUCAAACAGCCCGCACGACUAUGUAUCUCAGGCACCGUAUUGGUGGCCAAGCAAGACAGCGACCGGCCUUCCGUACAUCCGCAGAGACGGGAUGAUCAACCCAGACGCCGUCACGCUCGACAAGGUGAACAAGGCUAAGGUUUUCCAGUCAUGUCACAUAUUAAGUCUAGCUUGGCUAUAUACGGGAGAAGAGGCAUACGGAGCACGAGCAGCGACGAUCCUACGGGACUGGUUUACUGAUGAGCGGACGGGGAUGAGCCCUCAUUUGGAGUAUGCUCAAAUGAUACCUGGCCGGAACACUGGCCGAGCGAUCGGAAUCAUUGACUUUGCUCAGAAGUACGAUGCUGUUGUAGAUGCCGCGAUGAUCCUUUCGUCUGGGUGCCCUUCAUGGAGCAGCGAAGAUCACCACAACUUCUUCGUCUGGAACGAGAAGUAUCUCGACUGGCUGCUUUACAGCGACUUUGGCAUUGAGGAAAGCCAGCAGCUCAACAACCACGGCACAUUCGCCUCCCUCCAAAAAGCAGCAAUAGCCAUGAUGCUCGGCAGAACCGACACUGUCCGCGCCGAGGUGGAGAGCGCGAAGCGCCGCAUCGACGCGAGCAUCGACCCUGACGGCUCCCAACCGCAUGAGGUCGCCCGCACCAGGAGUUGGCACUAUUCGUGCUUCAAUCUGCUGGCCUUUGCUCGAUUGGCGGAGAUUGGGCAGAAAACUGGAGUCGAUCUUUGGAGCUACUUUGGCCCGGACGGCCAGUGUCUCCAUUGCGCGGUCGACUUUCUCAUUCCAGCUGCUGCCCGAUGGGAGGGGUGGCGGUUUCCGGAAACAAAAUUCGUGCCUUAUCUCGCCACGGACUUGAUACGAGCCAGCGCAUUGAGAGGUAAUGCCAGAGCCAUGGCUGUUGUAAAAGAAUUGCAAGCUCCACCGCUCGAUCUGUGGGAGUGGUGCUUGGUGCCGGAGAAUCAUGACGCCUCGAUUGAAGCAACGCCAGCUGUGCCGUGA
This is a messenger RNA of Saxophila tyrrhenica, 1191 nucleotides long. RefSeq lists its product as uncharacterized. The record is from RefSeq and is a predicted model, not a curated record. Gene Ontology annotation, molecular function: lyase activity. Gene Ontology annotation, cellular component: periplasmic space. The transcript has 2 exons. Lineage: Eukaryota; Fungi; Ascomycota; Dothideomycetes; Mycosphaerellales; Extremaceae. Bases 1 to 1191 code for a protein of 396 amino acids.